This is a messenger RNA of Thunnus maccoyii (southern bluefin tuna), 1333 nucleotides long. It is a transcript of the gene csrp1b, whose product is annotated as cysteine and glycine-rich protein 1b. The record is from RefSeq and is a predicted model, not a curated record. Gene Ontology annotation, biological process: muscle tissue development; sarcomere organization. The transcript has 6 exons. Gene Ontology annotation, cellular component: nucleus; cytoplasm; Z disc. Bases 107 to 685 code for a protein of 192 amino acids. NCBI's taxonomy places the organism in Eukaryota, Metazoa, Chordata, Actinopteri, Scombriformes, Scombridae. Gene Ontology annotation, molecular function: actinin binding; structural constituent of muscle.
CUCCCUCUGCUUCUCUACAUCAGACCGGUGACAACUUCUCAACUCAGUCGUCUCUUACUGUCACUGAAUAACCAGCAAGAGGAGCCGCCUUUCACCUCAGUGCAGAAUGCCUUUCGGAGGAGGAAACAAAUGCGGCUGCUGCCAGAAAACCGUCUACUUCGCUGAGGAAGUGCAGUGUGAGGGGAAGAGUUGGCAUAAAUCCUGUUUUCUGUGCAUGGUCUGUAAGAAAAACUUAGACAGCACAACGGUGGCCGUUCAUGUGGAUGAGAUCUACUGCAAAUCAUGCUAUGGCAAGAAAUAUGGGCCAAAAGGCUAUGGCUUCGGAGGUGGAGCCGGCACUCUGAGUAUGGACACAGGAGAGGGACUUGGAAUCAAGCCUGAAGUACAAGCUCCUCAUCGUCCUACAAAUAACCCCAACGCCUCCAAGUUUGCCCAGAGAGCAGGGGGCUCAGAUGUGUGUCCUCGAUGUGGCACCACAGUGUACGCAGCGGAGAAGGUCAUCGGUGGAGGCAAUUCCUGGCAUAAGGGCUGCUUUCGUUGUGGCAAGUGUGGCAAAGGACUGGAGUCCACGACCGUUGCUGAUAGAGACGGAGAGAUCUACUGUAAAGGUUGUUACGCAAAGAACUUUGGUCCCAAGGGAUUUGGCUUUGGACAGGGUGCAGGAGCUCUGGCUCAUUCCCAGUAAAGCCUGAAGCCACAGCCCACCAGGGACUGACAUCUGGUGCUCUGAUACCAUCACUUUAGGAUCCUCCAGUCAAUAUCAAGGCUAUUUUACUCUGCCCUUUCACUCCAGCUACAGGCAAAGAGAAAUGAAAGAAACACACUACACACAGCUUUUUGCACGUGUUCACCAAUUACAUUUUGCUCCAUAUGUUGCAUUAGAAUUUGGUUUAUAAUUUUCUCGGUUAAGUAUUUCAUACUAAACAGUUAAAACACACUGAAUUCUAACCCUGUUUGGAAGUGCACAUUGUUUGUGUAUAAACUGAAUAGUUAACAGCAAUCUGACUCCGUUUCCAGAGAAGAAGAUAAUGAAAAAUUAAACAAAUUAAACAGUGUGGUUGCAAUAAGAGACUCUCUGCAAUAACAGAACUGAGUUUGGCAAAUGUUGAGAACGAUUAACAUCUGAAUCAGUCGGUGUCUGAGAGAGAGAACAAAAUAACAUCAACAUGUUCCAAGACUGACAGCUGUGAAAAAAACAGCUAGGGGAGUCUCACAUCAUGCUUCAGUGCACUCAAGAUGAAACCUUCCUCUCUGCCUCACAUGUCAAAUGUUGUAAAUAUUGUCUUGAAAUAUGUAUUAUUACUGAGACACAAAAAUAAAUAUAUGGCAUCUA